UGCACGCAUAAAUAUAUAACAUAUAUGUGUAUAAUAUGUGAUUUUGUAGACAUAUAUGUAUACAUUUAAACAAUGUGGUAAAUAUGGACAUAUGACAUUUGUAUGUAUUUAUUCGUUUAUUAUUAUGGCUAAUGAUAUAAAGGUGGGAUUUAAAAUUUAAAGUUUUUUAUCUCUGUCAAAGUUGUUAUGUAUGAAAAGUUUAUAUUUUUUUUUAUGAAAAAGAAAUAAAAGAUGAGAGAGAUGGAGAAAGUGAAAAGAAGAUGAUAGAGUGACGCUAAUUCUUUAGUCUAGCCUAACCUGGACGAUAAAUUAUUUGAGUAUUUUUAUACUGCUUUGAAUUCUCAACGUGACAAUUCAUGUCGUGCAUAAUAAUUUAUAGUUUUAUUUGUAUUUUUUAUUUUUAGAUCGACAGUGCAUUUGUUUUUUAUUUUUAAAAUUUGUUUUCAUUGUUUUUGAGGUUAAUUGUGUUAUUGUUAAUUUGAAAUUUUAAUAAUUGUUUAAUUAAAUGUAUAUUGUGAUAUUUAAAUGAGGUUAUAUUUUUAAAUAAUGUGAUAAAAGUAUUAUUAAUUAAUAAUAUAUUUAAUUAACCAUGAAGUUUUGAAUUUAAAAAAUGAAAUUUUGAACUGUCAAAAAAAAGAAUGCAGUUAAUUUUAAAAAUGUCAAGUCUGAGGUUUGAAUUUAUAAUUUAAAUAUAAAUGAUAGUAAAUAUGGAGAUAAAUCCAUUGAGUAUUAUUCUGGUAAAAAGAGAUAGUAAAGGUGACAGAAUGUUAUUUCGAUAUCCGAAUAUGGAUAAUCAUAAAAGAGAUUCGAAUCAAUGUACAAAAAGAAAAAAUCCUUAUUCAUUAAUAAUAGCUGAGGAUUCAUUGCAGUCAUUACCAUGUCCAACAUCAAACAUAACAAAUGGAAAUUUAUCUGGAUUAUCUGAUGAAGUAUUGUCGACAUUAUUUGCUGUUAAACCCGAGCUGUGUGAAAUGAAAUUUGAAUUAAAGUUGAAUAAUGUGCGUUUCGUUGGUCAUCCGACAUUAAUACCAUCAUCUAGAGGAAAAGAAGUUAAUUCAUCAAUGCUAUUUAAUGUCGUAUUUGCGUUACAAGCCCAAGCCAAUCAGUCUGUCGUCAAGUGUUACCACGACUUGAGCAAAAGAUUAGGUAUAACAUUGAGACAUGAAGAAAAAAGAUGUGGAUUUUUAACUGAAGAAAUAAAAGUGAUGGUAUCAACUCUUGAUGAAAUAGCAACAAGAUCCGAAGAAGAGAGUGAAGGUGAAGAAUCACCGUAUGAAUUGAUACUAAAAAAAAGUUCACUUGCUAAAGAUUUAAAGUCAGCAUUCGAUAGUCUUUGCAAUACAGGUAUCGUUAAUUUAAUGAUCAAUAAAUGGACACUAGUUAAUUUUUGUCUACCUCAAAAAGUACAUCAGCUACACAAAAAAGGUUUCAUCAUGAACCCUGAAAUGAUUGAUAGAUGUUUAAAUAGUCUAAGACCGUACCACGGCCUACUUUUGUUAAUUGAGCCAGUGGAUUUAUUAGAAUCACUACCAACAGAUGCAUCCCCUGCAUUGAAACGUAUGAUUCAAAUGUACAAUCCGUUGAAAAGUCUUCAAACUUUGGCUGCUGAUACUGAUUUAUCAUUGGCCCAAAUUUUUCAAUUAACUGGUCAUCUUGUUUACUGGGCCAAAGCAACGGUUAUUUACCCACUUUGUGAAAGUAAUGUUUAUGUUAUUUCACCCGACGCGGUUAUUUCUAAUCAAUUGAUGGAAGCAUUUACUGAUCAGUUUCCUGAAUUAAAUCUUUUACAAAUUUUGAGUGAAUUUUCAUUACCAACGUCGAUAAGCGAAAAAAUAAAUCCUUUAGGUCAACCACAGCAGCAACAACAGAUAGUUAAAAUAAUUAUUUGGUUAUUAAAAAAUCGAUUGUUGUUACAAUUACAUACUUAUGUACAAUUGAUGCCAACAGAUGAUGGAAGAGAUCCAAUGAAGACGAGAAGUCAAGAUUGCUCGAGUCCAAACGGAGCUACUGAGAACGACAGCAGCUGGAGUUACGAUAAUACACCCAAGGGAAUAUCUGCCGAGAUGAGAAUCGAUAGAUCAAUCACGAUGCCAAAGGACGAAGAGAUAUUCGAAUACCGAUCAGACAAUUUUCCCAUUUCCUCAGAAGACAUAAUGCUGCUUGACAAGCUCUGCGGGCAAGGUUAUUUCGACGGUCGUCAUCAUCUAGAGGAAAUAAUGUAUCUUGAAAAUAUACGUCGAUCUCAGUUACUUGAAAUUCUCGAAAAAUUUCGUAAUAUUUUAAUAAUAUCAAAACACGAGGAUCCUGCAAUAACUUUAUUUUAUUCCCAGCACGGGUUUUCAUAAAUCAAUAUCACUGUUUUUAUAAUUUUUAUAUUAGAGACAUUCUCAGACAAACCCCCCCCCCCCCCACUUUUUUGAAAUAUUCAAUUAAUUUUAACUGUCGACAGUAUUAAAAUUUUUUUAAUUAAUUGAAAAAAAUUAGAGCAUUAAUUAAAAAAAAACUGAGUUGCGAUUUUGACGAGAUGUAGAUUUGAAAAAAAAUUACUUACAGUUGUAAUUAAUUAGGAAUCAUAUUUAAUUUGGUAAAUAAAUUUGAGCCUACAAAACUUGAAAAUUUGAAUUGAAAAAUUGACAUCAAGAUUUUACUGAAAUUUAUUUAACAAUUUUCGUUUAACUCCCAAUUGAUGUCAACUGUAAGUAAUUUUUUUAAGUGAAUCGAUAAAAUUUUGAUACGCUGAUGACAGCUGUCAUUGAAAAUUUUUAAAAAGUGGAGGCACUGUCUAAGAACGGCUUUGAGGACAUUUUCAGACAUUACCCCCCACUUUUUAAAAAUAUUCAAUGAUUUUAAAAUGUCAUCACGGCAGUAAGAUUUUUUAAAAAUUACUUAGAGAUGUCAUCAGUUAGAAGUCAAACGAAAUUUGGUAAAUAAAUUUUAGUCCGCGAAAUUUGAAAAUUCGAAUUACAAAAUUGACAUCAAGAUUUUAUUGAAAUUUUUUUUACACAGAAAAAAUGAAUUUCGUGGCGUAAAAAAACUUUUGAAUCAUGAAAUAAAAACAAAAAUUUUCUGAAAACGAGUAAAAAUUUUUUGCGCCAAGAAAUCUUUUUUUUCUGUGUAACAAAUUGCGUUUAAUUCCUAAUUGAUGACAACUAAGUAAUUUUAUUUAAAUUUCAUACCUCGGCGUAAUUGCUACUCCGUUGUCCUUUUUUCAAUUUUUUUGUUAAUUAAUUAAGAAAAUCAUAAUACGGUUAUGACAGCCAUUAAAUAUUUAAAAAAAGUAGCGGCACUGUCAGAAUGUCCUUAAAAAAAUAAAUUUCUAUAUCAAAUACCAAUUUUUCAAAUUAUUUGAAUUGAAUUGAAAUAAUUAUUGGUAUAAAAAUAAUAAAACAAAAUGAUAUUGUUUAUUUAUAAUUCAUUUAUUAAAUGAAUAUAUAUUAAAAUUAUAAAUAGAAAAAAAGUAAUUACUGUAAAAAAAAUAAAAAAAUUUCAUUUUUUGGUAAAUAUUUAAAUGAACAACAGACAUAAUUUUUUAAUCAUUAUUAUUAUCGUUAAUAUCCAUAUAAUUAUCAAUAACUACAGCAAAACACAAAACAAAAAAGUGAUAUCUGUACAUGUGAUUAACAUAAACUUUUAUUUUAUUUUUUGCAUAUCAGUAGCCUAAGAUAGGACGAAAUUAAACCAUAAUAUUCACAGAUAUUAUACAAGAUAGAUAAGGCUGAGGGCAUCCACACACUGCGUUUUUAAUUCAAAUAAUAAUAAUAUUUUAAAUUUUAAAUAAAAUAAAACUAAACUGAAAAAUUUAAAUAAAAACUUAUAUAUUUUUUUGUUAUCUAAGCUUUUAAAAAUAAUAAUUUGAAAAUAAGUUUUCGAUGGACAGCAUGUGUGAGCCCCCUCACCAGAUAUCCUUAUUUUAAUAUUUAUUUAACUGUAAUAUAUGUUAUUAUUUUUUUUCAUUAUUUCAUAUAAUUUUUUUUUAAUUAUUAUUUUAUACUUAAAUAUUAUUAUAUACUUUUUACUUCUAUAUACUGUACAUAUGAACAACGCAUCUUUUACACUGUACACGCAUACGCUCCACGAGUAUCUGCGCUGCCUUAUUUUAAUUAACUUUUUUUUUAUUUUUUUAUUUAUUAUUUAUUUGUUCAUAUUUUUAUAUAAGGAUGGGCAGGAUAUUUAUGACCAUUCGACUAUCAAUUACACUUACCAUUGUCAUAAAACAUUAUUUAUUUAUUUAUUUAUUUAGGAAUUUAUUAACUCGUUUCCCUACAUAAUUAUUUU
Microplitis mediator is the source of this 4275-nucleotide messenger RNA. It is a transcript of the gene Nprl3, whose product is annotated as GATOR complex protein NPRL3. The transcript is spliced from 7 exons. Lineage: Eukaryota; Metazoa; Arthropoda; Insecta; Hymenoptera; Braconidae. Gene Ontology annotation, biological process: negative regulation of TORC1 signaling; positive regulation of autophagy; TORC1 signaling. The record is from RefSeq and is a predicted model, not a curated record. Gene Ontology annotation, cellular component: GATOR1 complex. Bases 696 to 2345 code for a protein of 549 amino acids.